AACAAGAGUGCGUAUCCAAGCACGCUACUGGGUGUAUUUUUGUAGAUUUUGUUAUAGACAAUUUCAUGUGUUAAUGGACCGUCAUAACUGAAGGUGACAUUGUGUGCCGUGAACCUAUAGGCCUAGACAUGUUUCUCGUUUAAUUGGAGUUGGAAAUCACACAUGGUUUUGUUCACGCACUAAUCGAACCAGACAUUGGCCUGGUGACACCAUGUGAGGAUCUCCCGUGUCUUGUUUUGGUGUUAUGAUUGUGUACAGUCGCACGGAAGUGAAAUCUAGCCUUGUCAGUGAUCACGUGUCGGCGUUGUAAGUUUUCGUAUGAAAUGAAAAUGUGAUUAUGGAUCAGGUGUGGAAUGUAAACACUGGGAAAGUGUGUCCUGUUCGCAACUGCGCCGCUGGAAAUUUCCGCAGUGACUGAUUAUUGAUUAUUGCCCAAUACCUGACAGUGACCUGGUGACAAUAAUAUUUGAUAACAUCUUUUUCAUGUACAAGAAGUACAAGGUGACCCAAAAGAUGGGUACUAGCAGCAGCGUGAGUAGUUCCCGCCCCGCCUCCAGUCGAGGUGAUGCUGGGAGGAGGACGAGGUCCCCUACGGCCACUAGCCCAAACAGACCUGCGGUCACUUCACAGAACAGCCAGGUGGCCAAAGACGUCAUGAUCAGCUACAGCCAUGCUGACAAGGAGAUGAUGGCCAACGUCAAAGAUGUACUGGAAUCUAAUGGGGUCAGCGUAUGGGUAGACGUUGUCGGCCUCAACGCUGGUGUGGACUUUCUCAGCAAGAUUGGACAAGCCAUCAUUGAUGCCAAGCUCUUCAUCCAGCUGCUCAGCAAGAACUGUGUCAAGUCCAAGUACUGCCAAGAUGAGCUGGCGCUGGCCUACGUCUCCAACACUGCCAUCUUCCCCAUCACUCUGACCAAACCCAAGGAACUGUACCCACAUAUGGACACCGGCAUGAAGCUCCAGCUGGCUGGCUAUCAGUGGGUGGAGAUAUGGGAAGAAGGCACAUUUGACACCAAGAUGGCGGAACUCAUCCCCAUGCUGAAGGAGGCCCUGGAUGAGAAGGACAAGGAUGCAGAGACCGAGAAGAAAGAUAGCUCUAAAGAAAAGAGGACAAAAUAUCAACGACCGAAGUUAACACGACAACAGACUCGUCAGAAUCUGCAUCGGAAGAAAGCUAAGAAUGAGCGGGUCAGCAGAUCUGACGAGAUAUUGAACUUGAUGCCCGACGACUACUGGAAGAAGUUCUAUGUAGGGGACAAUGUGGCUUGGAACAAGUUUGUGGAGACCUUCAUGUCGCUGUACAAGUGCCCCCUGGAGGAGAUGUUCAGCAGCAACGACCAGACGUGGCUGGUCAGCAUCCUGAGGAGGGAGAUGGAGAUUGAUGACGACGGCAUGCUCAGCAAAACCUCCUUAAUAGAUUUCUGUACUGUGGACGGGGAGGAGUUUCCCCUGUGGAAGCGGGUGGAGGAGCAGGCGAAGGAGAGCUACGCCAUGAAGGAAGUGUUUGACAUGGACUCCUCCGUCAGAGUGGAGGCCAUAGAGAAUCUGGGUCGAUUCAGAAGUCUUGCCGUCAUUGAUGCCUUGAGAGAUCUGUUGACGGACUCGGACGCCAAUGUGCGAGCAGUCGCAGCAGUGUCGUUGGCCAGGACGGAGGCGAAUGACAGUCAGACGGUGAAGCACCUGCUGAAGAUCCUCAAUGACAAGGACCGUCUGGUGCGGGAGGCGGGGUGUCUGGCUCUCGGUCAUCUGCAGGCGCAGACCGCGGUGAAGAAACUGCUGCACAUGUGGAGGAACGACGUCAUAUCCCAUGUGAGAGAAGCGGCGGCCGUGGCGCUACAACAGAUCGGCGGGGACGAGGUGGACAAGGCCAUGCAUGUAACAACAGUCCUGGCCGACGAGAUCCGACAGUUAACUGCCGAAUAAUGGCGAGUAGCAUAACUUGUCAGGAAUGUCCCAGUUCGUCACCAUAGCAACCAUGUCACAGAGACCCGACACAACCUUGUAAAACUUACUUGUGUUUCACAGUGAUAUUGUCAAAUUAUAUUUUUACCUGAAGUCUUGAUUCAAGGUUGAAUUAAGGUUCUAGAAGAGAAAUAUGUAUACAUGUAGAAUACUUUUACCUGCCCAGGUACCUGGGUACUUCAAUAACUACCCUGGGUUUACCUUGCCCCAGGUGCCAGGGUACUCGUCUCAGCCCUAGUAAAUUAUCGGUAUGCCUCUGCUGGCAGACUUUGCUGGAGCCAGUAAUUCAUUCUUAUACUUAAACUUGCAUCGACAGUCAUGUAAUUAUAUGCAGUGACAAUUUUGAAAGCCUUUCCGAGCAGUUAGUCCAGACAGUUGAUUUAGUGCCAAGUAGAUCUUGUAUUGAUUCACUGUCUUUGUGCUGGCUGCAGCUCAGGGGAGGAGAGAAGAUUCCCCGUUGUGACGGAGCUAACCCCCCCG
Molecule: messenger RNA, 2442 nt
Organism: Haliotis rufescens (red abalone)
Lineage: Eukaryota; Metazoa; Mollusca; Gastropoda; Lepetellida; Haliotidae
Exons: 11
Coding region: 484-1923 (479 amino acids)
Biological process (GO): signal transduction
Molecular function (GO): oxidoreductase activity
Source: RefSeq, a predicted model, not a curated record